Molecule: messenger RNA, 950 nt
Organism: Pseudoliparis swirei
Lineage: Eukaryota; Metazoa; Chordata; Actinopteri; Perciformes; Liparidae
Gene: mrpl58
Product: mitochondrial ribosomal protein L58
Exons: 6
Coding region: 91-675 (194 amino acids)
Biological process (GO): mitochondrial translational termination
Cellular component (GO): mitochondrial large ribosomal subunit
Molecular function (GO): translation release factor activity
Source: RefSeq, a predicted model, not a curated record
UUAAGUUACUCGUCAACCGCAACCGUCGCUGAGCUGUCAAGCUUCGGAUCACGUUAGUCAACUAAACAGUCACACUGACGUCAGUCCAACAUGGCGGCCCUCAUAGCACGGCGGUGUUAUUUACUAUGCCGUCGUGCCGGAGAACAUGUGAUUUCACCGCACGAACACGUGAGGGAUGUAGUAAUUAGAGGCGCUAACAACGCUUUGCAGCAGACUACUGGUUACGGGACACGACGGACAGACACCACGCAGGAUGCCCAAGUGCACAUUCCAGUGGACCGCCUGACGGUAUCGUACAGCAGAAGCAGUGGGCCCGGUGGUCAGAAUGUCAAUAAAGUCAGCACGAAAGCAGAGGUUCGUUUCCACGUGCAGACCGCCGACUGGAUCCCAGAAGAUGUUCGACAGGCUAUCUUUGAAAAGAACAAAAACCGCAUCAACAAGGCCGGGGAGCUGCUGGUGACCUCCGAGCUGAGCCGGAGUCAGCAGAGGAACCUUUCCGACUGCGUCCAGAAGAUUGCUGCCAUCCUGGCCGAGGCCAGCGAGAGGCCUCGCGACCCCACGGCAGAGGACGUGGCUCUCAGGGAUGCCAGGUUAAAGAAGGGGAACGCAGAGCGCCUCAAACAGAAGAAGAUCAACGCAGCGACCAAGAGGAGCAGACGAGUGGAAUUUGAGUGAUUUGACUGUUCACGUUUCUACCUCCCAUACUAUCACAUUUACAUAUCUCUGUACAUCCCGCGUUGAUUAUUUUGUCUUUAAUUUCCUGUACAAUAGAAUAAAUGUCAAUGUUUCUUAAUUUAAGUCUGUUAUGUCACUGUCUGUAAACUUUUUGUUUUUUUUAACUCGUCUUAUGUUGCUGCCUGUUUAGUCCAGGUCACCCUCGAAAAUAGAUUUUUAAUCUCAAUGGGAUUGACUUGAAUAAAAUAAUAAAAGUUUAAGCGUACAAAAAUUAA